This is a messenger RNA of Ictalurus punctatus (channel catfish), 7370 nucleotides long. It is a transcript of the gene zbtb47a, whose product is annotated as zinc finger and BTB domain containing 47a. Bases 489 to 2435 code for a protein of 648 amino acids. Gene Ontology annotation, molecular function: protein binding; RNA polymerase II cis-regulatory region sequence-specific DNA binding; DNA-binding transcription factor activity, RNA polymerase II-specific. The record is from RefSeq and is a predicted model, not a curated record. The transcript is spliced from 6 exons. NCBI's taxonomy places the organism in Eukaryota, Metazoa, Chordata, Actinopteri, Siluriformes, Ictaluridae. Gene Ontology annotation, cellular component: nucleus. Gene Ontology annotation, biological process: regulation of transcription by RNA polymerase II.
GCGCGCACACGCACGAGAGAGAGAGAGAAGCGCCAUAUUUCUGUGCUUUCACAAACUUCCUUUUUUUUUUGCGCACUACUUUAUGAUGAUGUUAUGCGAAGAUUCACCCCUCCCACGAGUCGCACUUUGCUGCUCCAAAUAGACUGAAAGCGCGUCCACGAUUCUGACUUGUAGCCUAAAUUAUGGGGUCAUAAUAAAACAUUUUAUUUUAUUUUUUUUUAAUGCGCGCGCGCGAGAGCGCGAGCGGAGUGAAAUCGCACCGCUGUCGCUUUAACUGCACCGGACCGGUGCGCCCCAUAUGAUUUCCGAGCUCCAAUCACCACGUCCCUCAUUCCGCACGCGAACAUGGCGAGGAAAAGGGCAGCCGUGUGAACGCAAAGGACGCCGCGUAGAUGUGAAGCGGAACUCGGGUGUUUCAUGGAGAGGGACAGCGCGCAUCCCGGGGAGGAGAAUCGGAGCUGGUUUGCACCAAAGAGCAGCGGAUUAUAAUGCUGAUAGUGGAGAAGACCGCUGAGCACCCAUCAGGGGAGUACUCCAUGGUGGAGGACAUGGCCCUGCACUGCACUUUCCUGAUGGAGCGUCUGAACGAGCAGCGGUUACUGCAGCCAGACCUGUGCGAUGUGGACAUCGUGCUUCUACGCCACAAGGCCACGUUCCAGGCACACAAGGGCGUGUUGGCUGCCUACAGCCCCUUCUUCCACUCGCUCUUCGCCUCCAGUAAAGAGCUGCAGCGCGUCGAGCUAUCCCUGGAGGCACUGCGACCGCAGGGAUUUGUGCAGAUCCUUGACUUCAUCUACACAUCUAGACUGCUGGUGAACAAUGGAAAUGCACGCGAUGUGAUGCGCGCCGCCACCGUGCUUCAGAUGGUCAACGUGGCGUCGUCAUGUCGCGAACUGCUCUCACGUGGCUCGUUGCGGGACGAACAGCCUGAGCGGGACAUCCAGCCCUGGAGCAACAGCAACGGAAAUGGUGGAGUCGGUGACUUCUCAAUGGAGAUCAAGCAGGAACAGGACGCAUCCAGCGCCAAGAUCUUUGGUGCGAAGAGCGAAAGGAGCCCGUACGUUGCGCACGUCGGAGAAAGACAGCAUUUGGGGACAGGCAAGGAGGAGUGUACUAUGGAUGUAUCGAGAGACUCGGACGAUUCCUUCAGCAGGAAGCAGAUCAUUGUCGAGCUCAAUCUCAACAACCAGACGCUAAAUGUGUCCAAAGGCCUGGAAGGAAGCUGCUCGUCUACGGCACCCGCUGGCUUCGAGGCAGAGAAGGACAACGGCGACUCGGAGGAAGACGGAGACCAAAGCGAAGACGAGGUACCAAGCGAGGACGAGGCGCGAGAAGCAGCGCGUCUGGAUUUCAGCGUUCCCAAAUUCCUGCCUCAGCGAUCUCGCAGACAAACCAGAUCCUCGGUGGAUGCCAUGGCCACGGUUACGAUGAGAACGAGUAUGAGGGUAAGGCGUGGUAGAUGUGGGGGUGUGCGAGGUGAGGAGGAUGAAGAGGAAGGCCUAGGACAGGAUGCGAGACUGGAGGAGAGGCGGAGCUUCCCGUGCGUGAGGUGCCCGCAGGUCUUUACCAACAGCUGGGACAUGGAGAUGCACGCCAACGUUGAGCAUAACUACAUGCAGGGAUGUGACAAGUGUGGCGCCUGCUUCCUUCGGGACAGUGAGCUGCUCCUGCAUCAGCAGACUGACUGUGAGAAGAACAUACAGUGUCUUACCUGUGGCAAAGACUUCAAGAAGCUUUGGUCCCUACACGAGCACAAUAAAAUCGUCCACGGUUACGCUGAGAAAAAAUUCACUUGUGAGAUAUGCGGGAAGAAAUUCUUUACCAUGGCUCAUGUUCGCAAGCACAUGGUUGCUCACACGAAGGAAAUGCCGUUCACCUGCGAGACGUGUGGCAAGUCUUUCAAACGGAGCAUGUCCCUCAAAGUCCACUUCCUCCAGCAUUCAGGAGAGAAACCCUUCACGUGUGAGAAUUGCAAUGAACGUUUCCAGUACAAGUACCAGCUGCGAUCGCAUAUGAGCAUCCACAUCGGCCACAAGCAGUUCAUGUGUCAGUGGUGCGGCAAAGACUUCAACAUGAAGCAGUACUUCGACGAACACAUGAAAACUCACACAGGUGAAAAGCCGUACAUAUGUGAGAUCUGCGGGAAAAGCUUCACCAGCCGUCCUAACAUGAAGAGGCACCGGCGCACACACACCGGCGAGAAGCCGUACCCGUGCGAGAAGUGCGGCCAGCGCUUCCGUUUCUCCAACAUGCUGAAGGCUCAUCGCGAAAAGUGCUUUCAGGUCAGGGACCCUUCCACAGAGGCUCCGCCCACAGAGUUUGAGCCCGCCCCCGACAGUACGGCGUAUGUCACAGAUCGGUGUUCUUCGGACCCAAAGGACGUCGGACAGCAUUCUGUGUUCCCAACCGCACGGACCCACUCGAGAGACGCGUAACUACUGAACUGUUUCCUUGCCAAGCUAGAGGUACUUCCUGUUUAGAUUUUGUGUAUAAACCGAGUAUCUAAUGCUCCUCAGCCUGAAAAGAAAUUCCUGUUACCUUGAGAGAGGUAAAAACCCAUGUGCCAUAUUUGGUAUUACAGUAUAUAGCCUUCAAAUGUAGCUGCCAUUAAUAUUAAAAUCAAAUUAUGUAGGUAUGUAAGUAUAGUUAUAUUUGCUAUAUAUAUUGAAUAUACUGGAGAAUUAUAGCUAAGGUCAAUAUUCGUCAUAUUAUAGCAUUACAUACUGUAUGUCUUAUCAUUCCACGGGAAUUCAGAAGGACUGAAAUGUAGUUCUUGUUCUAGAUGCAGUUGAUAAAGCAAUCUUUUAAACCUACCUGGAAAUGUGAAAUGCAGUUUUUCUGUGUUAUGAUACUCAAGGUGAUAUUAAAUACACCUAAAAAGAUAGAUGACUAUAAAUCAAAUUUGCAGGGUUUUUUUUUGUUGUUGUUGUUUUUUGUUUUUUGACCAAACCAAAAAAACCUCUUUUUUUUUUUUUUUUUUUUUUCUUACCACGUUUUGUUCAUUGGUUUCCUAAGCCCCGCCUACUAAAAUUUUAAAGCUGGAAUUGCACCAGAUUUAAGGAUUAUCCAUUCUAUUGUACAAACUUCUUUGUCCAAACAAUAUGAUUAAAUGGUUCACGAUGUUAAAAGAAAGCAAGUACGUGAAGAUUUGGACCUGAAGUUAAUCGAUGUUAAUGUGUGUGUCUUCCCAUUUAUUCGGUAACAACUGAAAGAAUUUAUAUAUGAAUUUAAUUGGCGAUAUGCGUUAGAGGUCUGAAUGUUGUUAUGGUCCCCAUCAGUAUUCCUAGUUAGUCUCUAUAAGUCUCUCUAAACUCUCAAUUGUAUUGUUUUUGAUCUCGAGGGCUUUCCACGUGAUGUAUACAUGUCAAUGUGUAUUAAUGCCCAAAGCAUACUGCACCUUACAAUAUGAAUUUAAAGCACUUCCUUGUUGUUGGAGCGGGAGUUUUGUCCCAGACGAUCCAAACUGGCGCCAAGGCGGCACUCCACCUUGCUCAAAGCAGACCGGAGUUAAAAUAUUAUUCUAUAUUAUAGUACUUAUUGAGAAUCUUCUUGGGAUGGAUGUAGUGUAGCAACACUGUGCUAAUGGUAAAGGCAAUGAGUGUAGUCCAGACACAGCUCGGUAUGUUCUGAUACACUCUCAUGUGAUGUAUUGAGAGAUUGGAGACAAAUCAUUGUGAUCAGACACAUUUUUGUCACUCGUGAUGCACUGAAUCAGGACGAGCUCGCCUGGUAGCACGGAAAACAUCGUCCGUGUAAACUGACGUAGACGUACGUAGGCGUUAUUGACGUUAAAUACGAAAAACUACAAUUAAAUUCGAGCUAGAAGAGAACAUUUAGUUCCGUUGGACUUAAAUAUGAAUUCGCUGCUUUGUAACUUAAAAUCUGAAAUGAAGCUAAAACCAAACGUAAAACGUUUCCUCUAGAACUAAAAAUGCUAGCAACUAUCGAAUAAACAAACGAAAAUCUAUACUGAAUUUCAACAUUUUCAACUGAUUAACAUAUGCGUUGUUAUAUACGGCUCUGUGCAAAAGUCUUAGCUGACAUACGGUAUAUUUUUGUAUACGUUUUGCCUUAAAUGCGCGUUUUUCUUUUAGUCCGCUGUAUUAGUUGCAGUAGAGAAAAAAUGAAUUGUUUUAAUUGAAUAAUGACCCCUAAUUUGGACUUUGUACCUAAUAAUUACAGAGUUAAUAGGAAAAAAAUGUUCUUUUAAGGUUCUUUAAGGAAUUAAUAUGGGUUCUUAGCUUCCAAAAAAAAAAAAAAACAUUUCUGAUAAGGACUUACUCUGUUCUUGGGUUCUAUCUUUAAAGGGUUCAAUGUGAAACCCUUGUAAUAGGGUAUGAGCCUUUCAUUUUUUAAUGAACCUUUUUAAGGAGCCUUUAAAGAAGCAUAUUUUUUUCUAAGAGUGUACCAAGUCUCAAUUUUUGGCAGGGGCGGUUAGGGGAGAAAACGUUCCAGAGAAAUGUAGUUCUCUAAGAAACCUCCUUCAAAGCUUGCAUUGUUUGAUUUAAUGUGAAUUUUUAAUCGUUUUACUGUUUAAUAUACCCGUACAGUAUAUUGAUUAUUUGGAUGCUUUGUGUUCACCUCACAGGAUCUUUACAAUUCCUUUCUUUAAAAACCUUUGCACAAUACUGUAUAUUAAAUGCAAUACUGUGAUGAUGCAUCGUGAACGGUGUUGAAACGUUGACCAUUAUAAUCCAACGCUAUAUCGGCACUAGACGUCUAGACGAAGCGUCUUAAUUUGAUCAAAUCAAGCCCUUAUUAUUGAACAUUCUUCCUUCGAAUAUAAUCAGAAUGCAAAUAAGGUAAAGAUUUAUUCACCGGAUUAUCUCUGCACCUCUAAGAGCUCGACUAUACUACUUAAAUAGUAUAGUGUGUUAGUGUAGUGUUAAAUAUGUUGUAUUGCGUGCACCCGUGUAUCACAGCAGUAUUUCUUUCAGGCCAAAUAUAAGUUCUUGUCUUAGUUUGAAGUCGUUAAUACGUUCGUUGGGAUUUCUUAUAGUAAAAGCCAGUCUUCUGUUGUUAUUGCAGUUUUCUUCUUUUUAAAAAAAAUAAAUAAAAAAUGUUAUUCUACAUGGACUACCAUACUUUCCGGACUAUAAAGUCCAAUUCUCCAUGGAGACCCACUAAAAUUCCUAUUUUCUAUCCGUUGUGAAUGUUAUUCAAGUGCUCAGAAAGCGAAAUAUUCCCGCUCGUAUUGUAACGGAAGCCUCAAGAAGAUUAAGAAGAUUUUUCAGAUAACGACGAACAAUAAAAGCUUUCAUUUGAGGUUCUCAUAACUGACACGAACAAACCAUGUAUUACAGCAUCGAUGCACCACUAGGAUCACACACGGUAACGGCGUAUUAAUUCCUCUUCAAGAGAUUAAGUCACACGAUCUACACGUGCAUUGUGCAUCGUUCAUAGCAUCGAUGAAUAUAUUUAUAAGUUCAUGGGUCGUUCAUGUUGACUAAUGCGGUAUGUACUCUUAAUGAAGUGAGCCUUAAUGUACUUUGAAAUUUAGCAACGUGAUUUCUAAUGAUUUCCGCCAAACAGUUCUCAAAAACGACGAUUGUAUAAUUUCACAACAUGCAUUUUUUUUAUUUAAUUAUUUAAAAAAAAAAAAAAGUUUGGAUUUAUAAAUGUGCAAAAGUCUUACGCACCCGUUGUGUUUUUUUUUUUUUUUUUUUAAAUAGCACAGACUUUGUUAUAGAUUUUUAUUUUAUGACCUCUUCGUGAUCGAGUCCGUAUAUAAACGUUUUAGAUCUUCCAGCACAAAAUUAAAUGUUACGGAAAUUGUUUUUUAUGUCAGUAAACACGGCAGGAUAUUACAUGAGAGGCCACUUUUCAGACAAAAAAAAAAAAACCCACAACAUAAUGUUUGCUGCUGGGUCAAAGUCUCCAGAAGAACCGUGGCUGGUUCUGCACGGUGCGCAAUAAAACUUACAGCUCAUUUCCUUCGAAAACUGCACAAAUUGUACCUGGGACCAUUUUGAUUUUAAAGCAAAGGGUCGUCACACCAAAUAUUGAUUCGUAUUGUUUAUUGCUGUUUACUGCUCUUUAUGGAAUUGUUUUUUUUUUUUUUUUAGUCCAAACAUUUAAUUGAAUUAUUUUCGAAUGUAUCUUUGCUCUAGAGCAUUUCUUUGCGUGUGCUUAAUACUUUUGCACAGCACUGUAUAUAAACAUGUAUAAUCGUUAAUACGGCUAUAUAGGCUUUGUGUAAGGACACGUUUCUAAGUCAGUUUAUGGAAGGAGUCUCCAGUGUCCGUGCUUUAUAAGAGUCAGAAAUAAAGAUGUAACUUUAAAGCGCACCUAUUACGGUUUUUCAAAUAUCACCUUUCAUGCAGCGUGUUAUAUACGUUGCCGUCGGUGAACGUAAAAACGUCUGCAAAGUUUCAAAAAUCAAAGCGCACGCCGAACCGACUUAUCGACUCCCAAAAGAAGGAAUCGAUUCCGAACGGCUGAAUCGAGUCGUUAGUGAUUCCGGACUUUACUUCCUGUACUAACCUACGUAGGUUUGUGACAUAAAGCCCCGCCUCUGAUCUUCAUCGGCUGCUCGCUGGCAGACGGAGCUGAAACUCGUUAUGGUAGUGGGCGUUUCCUUUUUGAAACACAGUGGUUGACCAAUCAGAGUAGAGUAUGCUCUCUGAAAGGAGGAUUUUAGAACGGAUCGUCGAACGAGUCGUUUGUGACCCGGGGGGGGGGGGGGGGGGGGGGUAACGCUGCAGUUUAAAUCAUGAGCGCGUUAAAGUGGACCUCGGAUGCGUGUAAAUCUAUCGUAUGAGAGCUUUAAAACAAAAUUAGGCAUGUUUCAAAUCCAUAAUAGGUGCGCUUUAAGAUCUUCAGGACAGAGGAGUUUCCGGUAACAAGCUGCUUUUUUACUUUGGGAGAGAGAUUAGUGAGGAAAGAAGUGUUGGAACUAACUUGUUUCAACAUUAGAAGUAACUCUAAAUGCAUUUAAAAAAAAAAUAAUAAUACUAAUGUGUUGUUCUUUAAUCACUACAAAAUGUUUAUUGGAAUAAAACAUUUCAGGAUGUUCUAAUCUAUGUCCAGAAAUACAGUCCUCACGCCUUGAUUUGGCCUUUGGGCGUUUAUAUGAUGAAAUGAUAAAAGUACCAAUUUAAAGGAUUACAGUGUUUGUAGUGAUACCAGCGUGUCUGGAAUAUUGUUUGUACUCGUUGUGCGUUGAAAGAGCAUAUAGUGUAAUUAAUCCUGGUCUGUAUUCUCUCAUCUGCUGUACUGUUGUAUCUGUGAAAGCCUAAAGAAAAGCUCCUUGUUCAUUCUUCACACACGUGUACUUCUGUGUUUUCACUGAACGCUGUAUCAUUCUGUCCUGUUCUGUUCGUUUCUCUUUGUUUAAACAUGUUCUAAUGACAUAAAUGGUGUCCAUGUUA